Messenger RNA from Drosophila navojoa, 4883 nucleotides. RefSeq names its product Endoribonuclease Dcr-2 (gene Dcr-2). Lineage: Eukaryota; Metazoa; Arthropoda; Insecta; Diptera; Drosophilidae. Gene Ontology annotation, biological process: apoptotic DNA fragmentation; pre-miRNA processing; siRNA processing. The record is from RefSeq and is a predicted model, not a curated record. Gene Ontology annotation, molecular function: ribonuclease III activity; ATP binding; protein binding. Gene Ontology annotation, cellular component: cytoplasm; RISC-loading complex; nucleus.
GUAUUGGUAGGCACAGCUCAGGUCAUUCUCAAUUUAAUAAGUGAAAAUUACAUGUCACUGACUUCGGUGAGCAUUGCUAUUUUAGACGAAUGCCAUCAUGGCACUGGCAAACACCCAUAUCACGAGUUUAUGAAGCUUGUUCAAAUGCAAAUGAAAAAAGGUAUAAAAAACCUGCCCCGAAUCGUAGGUCUGACCGGCGUCCUGAUUAAAGGCAACGAGAUUAAGGAGGUAGCCAAAAAGUUAAAAGAGCUGGAAACCACAUAUUGUGGCAAUAUUGUCACCGUCUCUGACACCAAGGAAUUGGAGAACGUAAUGCUUCACUCCACCAAACCGCGCGAAUCGCUAAUGACCUAUAAAUCGGAGGUUCAAAUAUUUGACAAAAUUAAAAAAAUCAGGCAACGCAUCAAGAACUACUUACAGACGCUGGAACUCCAAGACAUUGGGGUUCAGCCCGUGCGUAUGUCCAAGGGGAUGCGAAUACAGCGCGAACCGAACAAAAAGAGCGCCAUAAAACUGCUAAUUAAUGACUUUCUAUACCAAUUGGAUAACUACGGCAUCUAUGCGGGAUCCAUUGCAAUCGUAUCCUUGAUAGUCGAGUUUGAGAUAAAACGGCGACAGGCCGAGACGCUCAGUUUGCGUAAUAUGUAUCGCUCAGCCAUCACGCUCUGCGAGACUGUGCGCCACAUGUUGGUUUCGAAACUACGCGACAUGUUGGACGACGAUCAGAUGUCCGACGACAUGAUCAAUACAGAAGAAGUGAUCAUGAACUUCUCCACGCCUAAAGUGCAAUUGUUUUUGCAGUAUCUGAAGCAAACCUUUGGCAACAAGCAACCCAAAGAUAUUUGCUGUCUGGUCUUUGUAGAGCGUCGCUAUACGUGCAAGUGUAUCUAUGGACUACUGCUUAACUAUAUUGCAGCCACGCCCGAGCUACGAAACGUGCUUUUUCCUCAAUUUAUGGUUGGACGCAGUGGUAUUUUUCAUGAUUUCGACAAACUCGAACGUCGCUGGCUAAAAUCGGCAAUUCAAGAGUUUCGGGAUGGCGAGGCAAAUAUGAUGAUAUGCUCCAGCGUUUUGGAGGAAGGCAUAGAUGUACAGGCCUGUAACUAUGUAAUUAUACUGGAUCCGAUAAAGACCUUCAAUAUGUAUGUGCAAACCAAGGGACGUGCGCGCUCAAAGGAAGCAUCAUUCAUAAUCAUCUCGUCGGAUCUGGAAAAGCAAAAGACCUCGACUCAAAUACUGCAGUAUCGAAAGGCACACGCCGACAUCGGUGAAUAUCUGAAAGAUCGCGUGCUAGAGCGUGCAGAUCCCCAACUGGACGAUAUCAACGAGCACUUCCAGGAUGAUAUUCCGCCGUUCAUCAGCGGAAGUGGUGCCGUGUUGCUGGCCAGCAGUGCCCUAGCCCUAGUGCAUCGCUAUUGCCAACAGAUGCCAUCGGAUGCCUUUGGCAUUGUCCUGCCCUGGUUCAAGCUACUCGAGCCAGAGGAACGUAGGGCAUUCACCAAAGAUUGGGCGCAAAAAUAUGUUGUGUCCCUAACCUUGCCACUUAACUCAGCGUUACGCGAAACAAUCUAUAGUGACGCCAUGCCUUGCUCACGCUUGGCUAAAAUUUCGGCGGCAUUCAAGACCUGUGUCAAACUCUACCAGUUGGGUGAACUUAAUGAGCGCUUUUUGCCUACAACGGCAAUCGAACGCGUUGCCGAGAUCGCCAAUAUUCACUUUGAGCAUUGGAAGAAGUACGGCGACAAUGUUACCUUUAAGCAUUCAGAUCGCGAACAUAUCAACAAGAACAUGAAAACUUAUGUCACAAAAUAUCCAGAAGAAUUUAACGAUGCUAUGCCGCGAGUGGGAGUUACAUGCUAUGCAUAUGAGAUUAGUGUCGAGCCACACUACGAUCGCAAUGAUUACACGAGUCAUAUUUACGACUCGCUGCAAACGCGUCGGAACUACGCUCUGCUGCUGACGAAGCGGUUGCCACGCAUGGCCGAGAUGCCACUCUUCAGCCACCAGGGCAAGAUGCAUGCGCAUGUGGCCGAAGAGCCGCGGGAGGUAGUCAUACGGACAGAAGAGCAGUUGGAACAGGUGCAGCAUUUUCAUGUAAUGAUCUUCCGAGAUAUCCUGCGUAUUUGGCAGCCAUUUUUCGUGUUUGAUCGCCAUAGUAAUGAAAACUCUUUCCUCGUGGUGCCACUGUCAGCAACGCCUGACGUUGGCAUCGAUUGGCCACUGGUACAACAAUUCCAACGCUUGCCCAAGGCUCACUCUAGAAGUCUGGCCGAGCGCCAACAAUUACCGCCACCUAAUCCAGAGGACUAUGUGGGCACGAUAGUAACGCAGUGGUAUGCCAAUUACGAUGAGAAACGUAUGUUGGUUACCAAAGUCCACACGGAUCUGACGCCCCUAAGCAUGAUGGAGGAAAAACAUCAGGACAAGAACUACUACGAGUUCACCAUGUCAAAGUACCGCAACUACAUAGGCGAUGUAGUGUACAAGCAGCAGUUCCUAAUCGAGGUACGGGAACUAUCCGAUCAGUUGAAUUUUUAUGUGCAGCAACGCGUUAAAUCCUCGGCACUGAGUAAAGCGCGUGCCAAGGUUAUGCUAAUUCCUGAGCUGUGCUUUAAUUUCGGAUUUCCUGGCGACCUGUGGGUGAAGCUGCUUUUCCUACCUAGUAUAUUGCGACGUCUGCACUUUAUGCUGCAUGCUGAGACGCUGCGUGUUCGAAUUAAUAAAUAUCUUGGUCUGGAUAAAAUGCCCCAGAACGGAGUGGAUUAUAGACCGCGGCCCUUGGAGAUUGACUGGUCGCUCCGUCGAAACGUCGAUCACCAGGGCAAUGCGAUGUAUGCUGAUGAUUACGAAGAGCCGCGUCCACUGCUCGAGCCUCUGCCAACCAAGGGAGUCGAGAUGGCGAUGGAAAAGCUGGAGAUAACCGACCUGGAAGUACCUUGGCAGCAGUAUAUGGAACCUCGCGACAUUGAACGCAACGUCAUGUCCACCUAUCCUGUAGAACUUUCAUAUUUUUACAAUUUCACCAAAGGAAAGAAUGAUAGUCUCGAUAGUAUGGAGUACGAGGACAAAGAGCUCUGGACCCAGUUGCAAUUCAAAAUGCCCAAGGGCAAUAUAUAUAGCAGUCAGACGCGUUCAAAUAAGCUGCCUGCCAUAAUGCCCUCUAGCACGGAUAAUGGAAAACCUGUCGAGCAGGUGGAGUUAUCUGUGUUGCAGCACAGUAUUUCUAAUGACCAUAUAACUCCAGCAGAACAGGGCGAGUUCCUGGCAGCCAUCACAUAUGCGGGUAGUGUCGACGUCUUCGAUAUGGAGCGCUUCGAGCUUCUCGGCGAUUGUUUUCUUAAACUCAGCGCCACCCUAUAUUUGGCUAACAGGUAUCCGGACUGGAAUGAAGGCAUCCUGACACAGGUAAAAUCGACGCUGGUUUCUAAUCGUAAUCUAUUAUACUGUCUCAGCGAAACAGACAUACCCCUUCGCAUCUACAGCACGCUCUUCACACCGAAGUACUCAUGGCUGCCGCCCAGUGUGUCCUUGCCACAGAAUGUGAAGGCUCUUUGGAAGGAGGAUCCGGGUGUGGCAGCGCUGGUCGGUCCGCACAAUUUGCGCAACUUAUCCAUCAGCGAGGAAGAGCUGUUCGGCGAUGGCAAUUGUGGAAAGCAAUCGUUUAUUCAUUUUGUCAAUGGCUGUCAAGCCAACCAGCAAUCUCACCAUGCGGGCUUAGACUAUAGCAGCGAAAUUAACUUCUGCCUGGGCCAGGUGCAGAUGCCUGAUAAACUGAUCGCCGACACCCUGGAGGCGAUAUUGGGCGUGGUUGUGAAGAACUAUGGACUGCAUCACGGCUUCCGCAUGCUGGAAUAUUUUGGCAUCUGCAAACCAGACAUUGGCAAGCCACUCACACAGCUGCUAGAUCUGCGGCUAGGUGGGUCACGGAUGCGCACCAAUAUUUCGCAGCGUGAGGUGGAUGGUUUCUUGAUCAAUCAUCGGCAUUUAGAGCAAAAUUUGGGUUACACUUUCUGCGAUCGGGCUUAUCUCCUGCAAGCCUUAACACAUCCUUCGAAUCCCACAAACCGUUUGACGGGUUGUUACCAGGAGUUGGAAUUUAUAGGCGAUGCUAUAUUGGAUUUCCUAAUCUCAGCUUACAUAUUUGAGCACAAAACUCGUAUGACACCUGGUCAGUUGACAGAUCUGCGCUCGGCUCUGGUUAACAAUACGACUCUGGCUUGCAUUUGUGUGCGCCAUCGAUUCCAUUUCUUCAUUCUAGCAGAGAAUGCACUACUCUCUGAAUCGAUUCAGAGUUUCGUGCAGUUCCAGGAGACGCAGAAUCAUCGCGUUACUAACCAUGUGCGCAUUCUCAUGGAGGAGAAAGAUGUGCAGCCGGAGCCUCUUGACUCAGAUGAAGAAUUAGAAAUGGCCGAGCUGACGGCGAAGCAAGCCAAACCUACAAUCAGCGAAGCCAAAGCCCCGAAAGUAGGCGAGUUUAACAUUUCUCAUAACGUCGAUGUGCCCAAGGCCUUGGGUGAUGUUCUGGAGGCACUUAUAGCCGCCGUUUACCUAGACUGCCGCGACUUAAACACCACCUGGCAAGUGGUCUACAGACUGUUUGAGCCCGAACUACUGGAAUUCUCGCGUAAUGUGCCACUCAAUCCGAUCCGUCAGCUCUUUGAGCACAAGCUGGCAAAGCCCACCUUUAGCUCGCCUGUCAUGGACAAUAACCAAGUGAUGGUCACCUGUCAAUUCAUCUGCAUGGAGAAGACCAUCAAGGUCUAUGGCUUUGGUAAUAACGGAAAGCAGGCCAAGUUGUCAGCUGCAAAACAUGCUCUCCAAAAACUGGCCAAGUGCGAAGCAUAGACCCAUUAGGUUUCUAUUUCCAUUUUUUAUUUUAUUUU